UGGAAAGGUUUUAUCUUGAACACAUGUCGUUGCUGAACGAGAGACUAUUGAGAAGAAUGUUUAGUUCGAUGUUGAACAAUGUCUAAUCAGAUCACAACUCUAACAUGAACCACUGUUUAUUCGAUUUAACUUAGAGCUUAUAUCAGGAACACUAUGGCUUUUGCAAUACCACGUUGUAAAAGUCCAGUCGGUUGGAGCACCACAAAUAACGAUUACGGACAAUGUUACAUAGCAGGUAGACGAGGAAAUGGUCUCUACAAGAAAUUCCACUCCAAAAAAGACACAAGUCGACCUUCGACUGCGCAUGCGCGGUUUACUUCAACAAAGGUUGGACCUGCGAGAUUUCAGUCAGCAAAGAGUGCGAGACCAAGAAACCCUACUCCACACGCAAGUCAAGAUUCUAUGCUUACCAAAUUUAGAUCUAUGACAGAACCCGGUACUGACCCGAGUAUCUAUUUCAACGGGCCCCCCUAUCUCGAGAAUUAUAGAGCGCCAGAAAUGAAAACAGCCAGGGAAUAUUUACAAGAUGCAGAUGGAUAUUCUGGAUUCUCAACCCGGAGGAAGUAUAAAUCUCCAGAUUGCAUAUCGUAUCAAAACACUGGAACAGUCGGACGCAAGCACGUUUACCCACCAACUCCACCUACCACCAGAUCAAAGAAAACUCAGGUUGAAUUAAACACCGACAACACUAGACGAUUCGGAGGAAUAACUCCGAAGCCUCCAAACAGAUCUAAAAGGUCCGUGGGGACAAAUACGAUACGAAAUAAGUUCAAGGGUGCGCGGACAAACAGACUAAUGCCUAGACCCCCUGGGCAAUAUAAAAACGUUUACGAUGAAGGAUAUCGAGAUUACACAUAUAGUUACGGCGGUCCUGUCAACAAUGCGGCCGGGUCGAGUAGCUACCUAGGAAAUGUAUUGGCGUCCAAGCUGCGGGCUCGUGAUAGCGAUGGCUACCCCAAGGAUAACUUCGAACAUUAUAUUGGCGUAAAGAAUGCUUAUGAGAACAACACCAGUGACCCGUAUGCAAGCGCAUAUCGAUCGGGGGAUGACUAUAACACUAUGAGAUAUGAAGCAGACUUGCAUCCUAGAACGUCACGUGAUGCACUAGCUGGAACGUAUGGAGCUACUUCACCGGUUUAUGAACCGAGAAUAACUUACGACAGUAAUGACUAUUCGUAUGACACACAUCUCACAUCACGUGAUGCAUUAGCGGGAUCUUACGGGGCUGAACCUUCUCAUCACUACUCAACACGCAUGCGUGGGGACAGUUUUGAUUAUCCAACUAGAUCCCGUAACGGUUUUCUAAAACCGUCUGAACCAUCAGCAGAUAUUAAACGGUUUCAAAGUGCCUUUUCUCCAAAAUUUAAAGCAAAAUAUGGCACAAAAUCUGUAAAUUUUGACAAUAUACGUCGAUCACCAAGACUUCAUACAUAUCCAGCCGGUUAUUCGGGUGAAUAUGAUCGCCCUCUUUCAGCAAGUUAUGUGUACUAGUUGACUGGACUAGAGUUUGCAUUUGUAAACUACGUAGUUUUAAUCUAUUUUAUAGUCUUUCUUUCGUAAUUGUAAUUAAUUGUAAUUGGCAUGAUCACAGAUUACUCGUUUUGGCUCAUUAGUUAUAAUCAUGUUUAUAUUGGAGGGUUUUUCGGGGAUCGUUACUUAUUUGAAAACUAAACGUUCUAAUCGAAUCAUUACUAGUGUAUACAUGGAAAUGACUAAAACAUGAUGCCUAUUUACAAUAUGUACUCAGUCGAUUUAAAGAGGUCGCUACAUGUUCACCGAUAUGGCUAUGUGCAAAUAUACGUUUGCGCCAUCUUUAAAUCGAAUUUGCGAAGAAUGAAUUUAUACUUUUGUUUUAAGUCGCAAAUUAAAUAAAGUUUAACACGAUUUAAUAACGUAUGGGUAAAUCAUCCACAAUGCAUUGAUACUUCUCUUAGAAUGUUCUUAUUAUGUACUAUUCCAUAAUAACAUAUUUUCCUUGGGAAAUAAACUGGGAGUAAAAAUGAUAUUUAAAAAUCCCGUAUCAGAUCCCGUAUCAGCCAAAAUACCGUAUCAGAUCCCCUAGUGGAUCCCAUAUCAGCCGAAAUCUUGUAUCAGAUCCCGUAUC
Messenger RNA from Owenia fusiformis, 2104 nucleotides. NCBI's taxonomy places the organism in Eukaryota, Metazoa, Annelida, Polychaeta, Sabellida, Oweniidae. The record is from the annotation of a GenBank genome assembly.